Molecule: messenger RNA, 3027 nt
Organism: Ostrea edulis (European flat oyster)
Lineage: Eukaryota; Metazoa; Mollusca; Bivalvia; Ostreida; Ostreidae
Product: E3 ubiquitin-protein ligase Trim36-like
Exons: 2
Coding region: 154-1830 (558 amino acids)
Biological process (GO): positive regulation of DNA-templated transcription
Cellular component (GO): chromatin; nucleoplasm
Molecular function (GO): zinc ion binding; ubiquitin-protein transferase activity
Source: RefSeq, a predicted model, not a curated record
ACCUGAGUGUCACAUGACAACAGACUACCAGGAAGAAUAAACACCAAACCGAAAGUUAAACAAAAUGGCUGAACCACCCACUGGAUGAGAUGGAUACAAAAACUUACAGAAAUGGAAAAUUAACAGAUGUGACCAACGUCUGAGAAUCAACGAAUGGCUACUGCCACCACCCAGGCACAGGAGCUCAUCACCUGUGACCUAAACUGUGUCAAGCCUGUCCAGCAAUUCUGUAACAGCUGCCAAGUCGGUCUGUGUGAAGACUGCAUCAACAAACAUGUUAAAAGCCUCAAGUCCAUGAAGCAUGACAUUGUUCCCUUCACAAAGCGCACAGUCCAGCUGGUGUUCCCUCAGUGUACAUCUCAUUCCCACCAGAGAUGUGAGGGCCACUGUCAACAGUGCGAUGUCCCAGUCUGCAUAAAAUGUCUUCUGGGUCCUCGUCAUAAAGGUCAUGAUGUUGGGGACAUGGCAGACAUCAUUACCAAAAAGAGAGAAAAUAUCAAAAGAGAAACAGAAGAAAUUGAAAGCCGUAUUAUUCCCAAGAACAAAUCAAAUGAUGCAGAUGUUGAAAAGAAAAUUUCCAAAUCCAAUGCCCACUACUCUGGUUUAGAAAAAGAAGCUAAGGAUAAAAGAAAGAAAUGGCACCUAGAAGUAGACAAUAUUUUUGACACACUUGAAUCACUGAUCCAAUCACUCAAAGUUCAAGAAAUUACCAUUCUGAAGUCAUGCCAGUCCCAACUCAGAAGUCAAAAUUCCAGUAUGACCCAAACUGUUCAAGAAAACAAAGAAAUCCUGAAGUCCAACAAAGUGUUUGAUGUCAGCCAUUACAAAUCCAAACUGACUGAAUUCAGAGCCAUUCCACAAGUACCUGAUGUAAUGUCACCCUCUCUCAAAACAAACACAGUCCAAGGGAGAGAACUCAGCCUAGAAUUAGGAGAAUACAGGGCCACACUGACACAGACAACACUAUCACUACCCAGUCUGACAGAUGAAGUCCUCCAUUUAUAUGUUAAGGAAUUAUUAAAAGAAGCCAAAGUGAUUGCAAACAUUCCAACAAAUGUCAAAGAGUUAAACACAGUAGCCUGUGUUGGAUCAGAUAGAGCUUGGAUUAGUGGAACAGACAAAAUGAUACGAUUUGUUGACAUACAUGGAACUGUUACUGACACUGUCAACAGUACAUGUAAUAUGUCCCCUUAUGACAUUACAGUGAACAGACAGGGAGAACUGAUUUACAGUGAUACCAUCAGUAGAACUGUGAACAUUGUCAGACACGGGAAGACUGAGACACUGAUCACCACACCACGGGGCUGGAAGCUAGGGGGACUGUGCUGUACCAGAUCAGGGGACAUCCUGGUCAAUAUGAAAAGUACUGAUGAUCGCCACUGCAAAAUCGUUCGUUAUCAGGGAGAGAGAGUCACACAGGAAAUAGAUAAAGAUGAACGCGACAAUCCAAUCUAUAAAGGGGGGAGAUAUGGAGUGUUUAUGACGGAGAACGACAAUGGUGACAUCGUGGCUUCUGAUGUUAAUGCUGACAGAGUGGUAGUGGUGGACAGGAGAGGAAAAGUCCGAUUCCGAUACAACGACAAACCACCGGGGGAAAAGAAAUCAUUCAAUCCUGCAAAGAUAGUGACCAACUCCAUGUGUCAUAUCAUUGUGGCAGAUUUUAACAAUGCCUGUCUACACAUUCUAGACCAGAAUGGACAAUUCAUUAAAUGUGUGGACAAUUGUGGAUUAUAUGAUGAGCCUUUUGGACUGAGUGUGGACAGUGAGGGGAGAUUGUGGGUAGGGUUGUUCAAAUCAGGAGAAAUGAAAGUGAUCCAGUACAUGAAAUAAACACCCAGACAUUCACACUUAAGGUAUUCCAUGUAUAAUGAAAGGAUAAUGAACAAUUUUGAAGGAUUUAGAUCAACAUAAAAGUUUAUUGUUAAAUAAUGAUGAAAGUGAAGCAGAUGAAAUUCACAUGCCUGAUAAAUGAUUAGAAUCUGACCUUUUUACAUUUAAGACUUUAUGGAAGAGUUGUCUGCCCUUUGUAAAAAUAAGAAAAAUCUAAUUUUCUAAAAAUGUGUGUGGUCAAUGAUUAAUUUUAUUUCAUAUUUUCAUAAAAAGAAAGUGUAAGUAACUUUCUACCAAGAGAUUUGUAUGAAAAUAUAAUUUGUUUUUAAAAUAUUGUAAUAAAACAUGGUUUUCCCAUAUACUUCAAUGUUGAAUUCAAGGUGAAAUAAAUCAAGCAGUAAACAAAAUUUUGAAAAUUCCUAUGGUGGACUAUUUUUAUUUGAUGAACCCUUCAAAAUGAUACCAUGAUUACAAAUAUUCCACCAUCCAUUUAUUAGAUAUGAGAUAUGGUCAUUAUACAUUGAAUACCUUAAGUACAUGUAUCAAGUGUAUCAAGAAAACAUAUCUGAAUAUUUUACUUAAAAUAACUGUUAAUGGCAAACUAAUAAUUCAAGGUUAUGACAAACAAUAUGACUUCAGCUUCUUGAUAAUCAAUUUUCCAAGUUGAUGUAGGAAUAUGACAUAAUCACCUGUAUACAUGGUGUAUUGUGUUUACGUCUCAAGGAUUCAUUAUGUGAUAGCAUGUUUUGUGUGUGAUCAUCUCUUACAAUGAGACAGGCUGCUUUGAUAUAAACUUUCUUUUUCUAUCUCAAUUACAGUAUGAAUAAUAAGCACAUCGAAGUUGUUACAAAUUAUGUAAAUAUUGAACAUCAAUAGUCAUCAUUAGGUGAAAUAAUUCAUAAUUCUUUCCCCCUCUCAAUCACAGUACGAAUACCAGGACAUUGAAAUUGUUACAAAUUAUGUUUUCAAGUAGUAGAUACUAUUAGGUGAAAGAUUUUCCCUCGAUAUAAUACUUUAUUUUUAUGUAUCAUAGAUGAUCAGAGUUAAAAAAAAAAAAAAAAAAAAAAAAAAAAAAAACAACACGACAUUCUCACAUUCAAGGUAUUCUAUUUUACUACUAUCUGGUUGUAUAUAAUAUCAAACUAUAUAUUCAUGUACUAAGUACAAUGCACAUAAAAUAAACGUAGAGUUGAGACA